AUGUCGGAUAAUCACCAUUUCUCCACCACCACCACCACCGAAUCAUCCUCUACCCUCACCUUUAUGACCGCCUUGAUGCUUACCACCCCCUACUCGACUAAACUCACCGCCUCUCUCACCUCCCCAAUUGACAAAUUCCCUCCCUCCUCCUCCGAUAUCUGGGAUUCUGACAAUGACAAUGGAUGGCAGGACAUGCCGGUCAUGAAUAUGGACGAGCUUCGAGGGACACUCACAACACUCACCACCUCAACCGCCUCCAAAUCUGCCUCCUCCCCACAUGACAAAUUCCCUCCCUCUUCCUCCAACAUCUGGGAUUUCGACAACGACGAUGGAUGGCAGGACAUGCUGAUGGUGCAUACAGACAAUGAGAGUGGGAGUAGUAAAGUGGGGAGAGAAGGGAGCAUGAGUGAAGUAGGAGGGAAUGCAAUGAGUACGGUGUUGGAUAUGGAUGAAUACGGUAGAUGGGAAGUGAAGAUCCUCCUGUCCCCAAACACAUCACCCUUGACAUGUGAUACACCCUCCCAACCAACCACUUGUGUACGACUCCUGUUCCCGGUCUCUCCUCUUCCACAUCGGCUCCCACCUCUCCCUCUCCUGGUGAAGGCAUUGGUGAAUCCAGGGGCAGAUUCCAGAACAGCUCCACCGCAGUCUUGGACCAAGUCCUCCGCCUCUGUUAAGAUCAUGUACACCAUGUAA
Messenger RNA from Lentinula edodes (shiitake mushroom), 696 nucleotides. RefSeq lists its product as uncharacterized. Bases 1 to 696 code for a protein of 231 amino acids. The transcript has 4 exons. NCBI's taxonomy places the organism in Eukaryota, Fungi, Basidiomycota, Agaricomycetes, Agaricales, Omphalotaceae. The record is from RefSeq and is a predicted model, not a curated record.